UUUGCCUAGCAAUUCCCAAAUUAAAAUAGAUCGCUGGUUAUCAUAGACUACCCCUCGCUCAGUUCCCACAGUUCGACGCCAUCCUCUGCAGCGAGCAUCUUAUCGGCGUCGUCCUAUUCUCAGGUCACGUCGACAAUUGUAAUUGCCGGCCCUGUGCGAGAAUCGCCUAUCUCCGUACGGUCACGAGAGCAAACACUGUUAGCAUCUCAGAUCCCUCAAGCCCUAGGUUAGAAAUUAAGGAUGCCGAAUGUCGCAAAGAUGAUCUCAAACAUAUAAUAAACUCGGCAUUUUUCAACUUAAAGUACCAAGGCAAAGCACAUUUUGUACAGCCUGGGAAGGUUCACCCAAGGUGGAUAGAUGUGAAAUGUUGUAUGCAGGACAAACAACUUGAAGGUGGUUAUUUUGUGAUGAGGAUGAUGUAUGAUAUCAUGGUCCGAGCAACAUUACCAUGUAUUGAUAAAAGUUUUGGCAAUGACGCAUCACCUCUUCAAAGGAAGGACAUCAAUGAAAUAAAAUCAAUGUUUUGUGCUCACUUGAAUUCAAAAUAUAAUGAGCUAAUUCAUUACACUAUGGAAGAUAUCCGUUCAGUAUUCGGCUUCGCAAAGUGAAAGACAACUUAAAUUGAUGUCGUUCUUCUCAUGGCAGGUGGAUUCAAAAGUUGGUUUUGAACACUCUUCUAAGGCGAUAAAAAAUCAGGGGCAGACUUGAAGCUUAGAGGAUGACUUCUGUUAUAGCUAACUUUUUGUUGCAAUAUGGGGUGCAAUAUCAAGAUUUGGUUUGCUACACAUAAUGAUAAUUCGUGAGAUAUAAUAUUAUUUUUGGAUGUUUGUUGGGAUACAUUAUCAAGUAGAAUAUUUUAUCGGAUGUUUAUUUGUUAUCAAGUUUUAGUAUGAUGAAUCUGGGAACUUUUUGUAUUAUUUUAAGUUGUAUGAAAGUACGAUUAAUAUCUUGCUAUGAUUUAAAUAAAGUAUUUGUGGAAUU
Molecule: messenger RNA, 981 nt
Organism: Cuscuta campestris
Lineage: Eukaryota; Viridiplantae; Streptophyta; Magnoliopsida; Solanales; Convolvulaceae
Source: the annotation of a GenBank genome assembly